AUGAAACUCAAUAAGCCAUUCCUGGCCAUUUAUUUGGCUUUCAACUUGGCCGAGGCUUCGAAAACUCCGGAUUGCAUCAGUGGUCCGCUGGCAAAGACCUUGGCAUGUGAUACAACGGCGUCACCUCCUGCGCGAGCAGCUGCUCUUGUGCAGGCUUUAAAUAUCACGGAAAAGCUUGUGAAUCUAGUGGAGUAUGUCAAGUCAAGAGAAGCUCCUUUAGGGAUUUCAAUUCAGCUAAUCACUCCUCAUAGCAUGAGCCUCGGUGCAGAAAGGAUCGGCCUUCCAGCUUAUGCUUGGUGGAACGAAGCUCUUCAUGGUGUUGCCGCGUCGCCUGGGGUCUCCUUCAAUCAGGCCGGACAAGAAUUCUCACACGCUACUUCAUUUGCGAAUACUAUUACGCUAGCAGCCGCCUUUGACAAUGACCUGGUUUACGAGGUGGCGGAUACCAUCAGCACUGAAGCGCGAGCGUUCAGCAAUGCCGAGCUCGCUGGACUGGAUUACUGGACGCCUAACAUCAACCCGUACAAAGAUCCGAGAUGGGGGAGGGGCCAUGAGGUUUGUUACCUUAGCCUUCUUUUCCGUGCCGUGCAGUUGCUGAGAACUCAAAAGACACCCGGAGAAGAUCCGGUACACAUCAAAGGCUACGUCCAAGCACUUCUCGAGGGUCUAGAAGGGAGAGACAAGAUCAGAAAGGUGAUUGCCACUUGUAAACACUUUGCAGCCUAUGAUUUGGAGAGAUGGCAAGGGGCUCUUAGAUACAGGUUCAAUGCUGUUGUGACCUCGCAGGAUCUUUCGGAGUACUACCUCCAACCGUUUCAACAAUGCGCUCGAGACAGCAAGGUCGGGUCUUUCAUGUGCUCAUAUAAUGCGCUCAACGGAACACCGGCAUGUGCAAGCACGUAUUUGAUGGACGACAUCCUUCGAAAACACUGGAAUUGGACCGAGCACAACAACUAUAUAACGAGCGACUGUAAUGCUAUUCAGGACUUCCUCCCCAACUUUCACAACUUCAGCCAAACUCCAGCUCAAGCCGCCGCUGAUGCUUAUAACGCCGGUACAGACACCGUCUGUGAGGUGCCUGGAUACCCCCCACUCACAGAUGUAAUCGGAGCAUACAAUCAGUCUCUGCUGUCAGAGGAAAUUAUCGACCGAGCACUUCGCAGAUUAUACGAAGGCCUCAUCCGAGCUGGCUAUCUCGACUCAGCCUCCCCACAUCCAUACACCAAAAUCUCAUGGUCCCAAGUAAACACCCCCAAAGCCCAAGCCCUGGCUCUCCAGUCCGCCACCGACGGGAUAGUCCUUCUCAAAAACAACGGCCUCCUUCCCCUAGACCUCACCAACAAAACCAUAGCCCUCAUAGGCCACUGGGCCAAUGCAACCCGCCAAAUGCUAGGCGGCUACAGCGGUAUCCCCCCUUACUACGCCAACCCAAUCUAUGCAGCCACCCAGCUCAACGUCACUUUUCAUCACGCCCCAGGACCGGUGAACCAGUCAUCUCCCUCCACAAAUGACACCUGGACCUCCCCCGCCCUCUCCGCGGCUUCCAAAUCGGAUAUCAUCCUCUACCUCGGCGGCACCGACCUCUCCAUCGCAGCCGAAGACCGAGACAGAGACUCCAUCGCCUGGCCAUCCGCUCAACUUUCCUUGUUAACCUCCCUCGCCCAGAUGGGAAAACCCACAAUCGUAGCAAGACUAGGCGACCAAGUAGACGACACCCCCCUGCUCUCCAACCCAAACAUCUCCUCCAUCCUAUGGGUAGGCUACCCAGGCCAAUCAGGCGGAACAGCCCUCUUGAACAUCAUCACCGGAGUCAGCUCCCCCGCCGCUCGACUGCCCGUCACAGUCUACCCAGAAACUUACACCUCCCUCAUCCCCCUGACAGCCAUGUCCCUCCGCCCAACCUCCGCCCGCCCAGGCCGGACUUACAGGUGGUACCCCUCCCCCGUGCUCCCCUUCGGCCACGGCCUCCACUACACAACCUUUACCGCCAAAUUCGGCGUCUUUGAGUCCCUCACCAUCAACAUUGCCGAACUCGUUUCCAACUGUAACGAACGAUACCUCGACCUCUGCCGGUUCCCGCAGGUGUCCGUCUGGGUGUCGAAUACGGGAGAACUCAAAUCUGACUAUGUCGCCCUUGUUUUUGUCAGGGGUGAGUACGGACCGGAGCCGUACCCGAUCAAGACGCUGGUGGGGUACAAGCGGAUAAGGGAUAUCGAGCCGGGGACUACGGGGGCGGCGCCGGUGGGGGUGGUGGUGGGGGAUUUGGCUAGGGUGGAUUUGGGGGGGAAUAGGGUUUUGUUUCCGGGGAAGUAUGAGUUUCUGCUGGAUGUGGAGGGGGGGAGGGAUAGGGUUGUGAUCGAGUUGGUUGGGGAGGAGGUGGUGUUGGAGAAGUUCCCUCAGCCGCCUGCGGCGGGUUGA
Messenger RNA from Podospora anserina S mat+, 2418 nucleotides. RefSeq lists its product as uncharacterized. The transcript has 2 exons. Gene Ontology annotation, molecular function: xylan 1,4-beta-xylosidase activity; alpha-L-arabinofuranosidase activity. Gene Ontology annotation, biological process: arabinan catabolic process; xylan catabolic process. The coding region runs from base 1 to 2418 and encodes 805 amino acids. The record is from RefSeq and is a predicted model, not a curated record. Lineage: Eukaryota; Fungi; Ascomycota; Sordariomycetes; Sordariales; Podosporaceae. Gene Ontology annotation, cellular component: plant-type cell wall.